Molecule: messenger RNA, 471 nt
Organism: Vavraia culicis subsp. floridensis
Lineage: Eukaryota; Fungi; Microsporidia; Pleistophoridae
Exons: 1
Coding region: 1-471 (156 amino acids)
Source: RefSeq, a predicted model, not a curated record
AUGCCAAAGAAAUCGCGUCAAAGAUUAGCCCACGCCCCAAAAAAGCCAGCCUCCUCUUUUUUAUCGUUCUGUUCCCAUCUACGCAAAACAGAUGAGUCUCUCAAAUCGAUGUUACCGCCCGACCAGCGCCAGCACUUCGCGACCAAAUGGCGCGCGUUAUCAGACGAAGAGCGCAAGCAAUACGAGAACGAUUACCAGAAACGGUUGGUAGCGUACCGUGAGGAGUAUGUGCGGUACAAGGCGAGCGAUCUUUAUAAGCAGGAUUGCGAAGCGAUUGGUAAGGAGCACAAGAAGAAAAGGCCCAAGAGUGCUUACAAUUUGUUUGUGGCGGCUGAAUAUAAAAAGAUGGAGGGUAGUUUUGGGGAGCAUACUGUUGAGCUGAGUAGAAGGUGGAAGAGCAUGAAUGAGGAGGAGAAGAUGGUUUUUAGGAGGAUGGCAGAUGAGCUUAAGAAGGAGAACAGGGAGGAAUGA